GGGUGUUCUUCCGUCAGCUGACUUCACACCAUCACGUGAAAAUUCUUCGAUUUUUCUCCCUGAAUUUAUUUUGCAAGAAAAAAUUUGCAAAAUCCUCCGUGAAAGUCACGCUGUUGGGGCCCUCGUGAGUGUCUGUGCUGCCUGUGGGAGACGCAAUUUGUGCAAAAAGUACAGGAAGUUGGUGAAUUUGUCAGAUUUCCGGAGGAUUUGGAAGGAGGAGGAGGAAAAUCGAUAGAGAUGCAGUACAUUCUGGGAAGGACCUUUGUGGGGGCGCUCGUGGGUGUCUCCACAGUGCUAAUCAUGUACCAUCUACUCACGGGAAAGGGUGAGCGCGUGAGUGUUGGGUGGUUCCUUGAGGAGACAUCCCCAUUCAUGUGGGCCAGCAUUGGGAUUGCCCUGGCUGUUGCCUUGUCCGUCGUGGGAGCUGCUCUGGGUAUUCACACCACGGGGGUGUCCAUUGUGGGCGGAGGCGUCAAGGCACCGCGUAUUAAGACGAAGAACUUGAUCUCGGUCAUUUUCUGCGAAGCUGUUGCCAUCUACGGACUCAUCACGGCCAUCGUACUCUCCGGAUUGCUUGAGAACUUCUCCAUGACGGCUGCCAUGCAGAGCGAGAGCAUUCACAGCAACAACUGGAUGGCGGGGCAUGUGAUGUUUGGCGCUGGACUCGCCGUGGGGCUCGUGAAUCUCUUCUGCGGCAUUGCUGUGGGUGUCGUGGGGAGUGGAGCUGCCCUUGCAGAUGCCGCCAAUAGCGCCCUCUUCGUGAAAAUCCUCAUUGUUGAGAUCUUCGGCUCAGCCAUUGGGCUUUUUGGGCUCAUUGUGGGCAUCUACAUGACCUCCAAGGUGCGCAUGGGAGACAAAAUCAUGUAAGAAGGAUGUUCCGGACGGCCAGGAGAGUAUUCUAGUUUAUUUGGGCACCCCCAGAGGGCUACAAGGUCACACCCUGUGUAUAAGGGGGCGUUCGCUUUCAAUUUAUCGUAUCGAUGUUCCCAUUUUAUCUGUAAAUAAAAUGCAGUUUAAAUAAAAAA
Molecule: messenger RNA, 1025 nt
Organism: Lutzomyia longipalpis
Lineage: Eukaryota; Metazoa; Arthropoda; Insecta; Diptera; Psychodidae
Product: V-type proton ATPase 21 kDa proteolipid subunit c''-like
Exons: 1
Coding region: 238-867 (209 amino acids)
Biological process (GO): proton transmembrane transport
Cellular component (GO): proton-transporting V-type ATPase, V0 domain
Molecular function (GO): proton-transporting ATPase activity, rotational mechanism
Source: RefSeq, a predicted model, not a curated record